Arthroderma uncinatum is the source of this 2451-nucleotide messenger RNA. Its product is annotated as zinc transporter zitB. Gene Ontology annotation, cellular component: Golgi apparatus; membrane. Gene Ontology annotation, biological process: intracellular zinc ion homeostasis; transmembrane transport; zinc ion transport. The transcript is spliced from 5 exons. The record is from RefSeq and is a predicted model, not a curated record. Lineage: Eukaryota; Fungi; Ascomycota; Eurotiomycetes; Onygenales; Arthrodermataceae. Gene Ontology annotation, molecular function: zinc ion transmembrane transporter activity. The coding region runs from base 1 to 2451 and encodes 816 amino acids.
AUGUCAGUCGCAUCGAUUUCACCGGCCAUCAAUGGCGUCCGCGGGGGGAGGUCUCAUCGCGGACGGGGCCAUAAAAGAAACCAUGGCCACUCCAUCAACGAUACACAGCAGCAGUUUUCUUCAUAUCCGGGCAUCCUAACGCCGCCACAACAUACGCAACCAUCCCCUUAUCUUCCGAGUUCCGCCGAACAGCCGCUCCCCCAGCGGUACCUGGACAAGCAGGAGCCCGGGCACGUCAGCCUGUCAAACGGAGGAUUAGCCAACUCGAACAAUUAUCACAACCAUGCCAGUUCUGUAUCGCAAGAUAGCUUUGUGUUUGGGCAUGUGGCUGGUGGGCACCAGGAACAUUCGGCUACAAGCACCGCUGGUCUCACAUCGCAAGCGGUCUCCGGGAUACUCACGGCCCUGCCAUUUGUGGCAUCUUACCUUCUUACGACUGUCAGUGCCAGUCUUUCAGAGAGUGCCAACUCUGAAUCAAAAUCUACCAAGACCCCACGUCCUCAUGGGCUAGCGGAUAGCCCACUUCUCAGUUCCUGCGCCUAUGUAGCUGCCGCCCUGCUAGUUUUGGGCGGAUAUGGGAAGAUUCGGCCAAGACUGUGGAAGGAGAGUGCAGGCGUCAUUAUGCCUGCUCACACGAUCAAUUCAAACCUCUAUGAAGGCAUGCGGAUGGCAUUUUGGAUAGGACUGCCACUCUAUGCCUCAUUUAUGAUUGGGUUUGACCUUGUUGUUUCCGUUUUGCUUCUUCGCCUUUCGGCGGGCGUGGAGGCGGGACCUAAAUCUAACAUGUGGACGAGGGUAACGCAAGUCGUUAAGCAGAGAAAGAUCUCGUCCCUAUUUAUUCUCGCCAUGGUGGCAUUGGAUGCUGGUUACAUGUCACCAUCUGACCCUUUUACCUUAUUUAAAGGAUACCUCGCUCUUAUAUUGACCCUGGCAUUUUCACCGUCCGGCUCCCUACCUCCGCCCGCCAAUGGUGCGGUAGAUGAAAAAUAUGCUGCUGGGAAGGAUAGUGUCGACCACGCGGCUACCGUGAAUAUCGCCGUUGGAACGAUACUCGGAGUCUUGGUCGUGUUUGUUGCCAUGUUUAUGGGCAACUUCCCUGCCACGUCUCUAUCGUUAUUUUCAAUCUUGCUCGUUGGCCUAUGUACAGCAAUAUCUCAACUGGGCGUAGGAGCUCGACCUGUCGGGGGAUCCAGUCAACCUUCGCUUGCCUCGGGCGCUAGCUUGGUGGUUUUGGCUACACUGGCGGUAUCCCAAACGCAUCUUAUAACUCUACAGGCGAUUCGUUUUGGCUUGGCUGGCCUAGCAUCCUUUAUUGAUGGCAGACUGGCACAGGGACACAGCCAUUCGCAUGAAAAGGUGGAAAAGAAGCCCUCCAGGGUGACGCUAUGGCUGUUAAAAUCUUGUGAACACUGGCCUUUCAUACAUGCUAUCUUGAAGGAGAGGGAUUCCCGCCGGAUUUUCUACUUUAUGAACCUCAAUCUUGUAUUUAUGGUGGUCCAGCUUACAUAUGGCAUCGUCACAGGCUCCCUGGGCCUUCUUAGUGACAGUAUACAUAUGCUGUUCGACUGCUUUGCACUAGCUGUUGGCCUGGCUGCCGCUGUCAUGAGUAAGUGGCCUCCAAGCUCUCGUUUCCCCUAUGGUUACGGGAAAAUCGACACGCUUGCGGGGUUCGGCAAUGGAGUGUUUUUGAUGAUUAUCAGCGUUGAAAUCAUAUACGAGGCCAUCGAGAGACUCAUGUCUGGCAGCGAAGUCCACAGAAUUGGCGACCUCUUUAUCGUUAGCUCCCUUGGUCUUGUCGUCAACAUGGUUGGGAUAUUUGCCUUUGACCAUGCUCAUCAUGGCCAUGGCCACGGUGGCCACGAUCAUGAUCACGGACACGGGAACGAAAACAUGCACGGUAUAUUUCUGCAUAUACUUGCUGAUGCCCUCGGAUCAGUAGCUGUGGUUUCGUCGACUAUACUUGUGCACUUUUUCGGCUGGUCCGGAUUUGAUCCGAUUGCUUCGUGCCUCAUCGCCAUCUUGAUCUUCGUAUCCGCGAUCCCACUCGUUAUUAGCACAUCUAAAACACUACUCCUUGCGCUGCCCGCAGAUGUCGAGUAUAGCCUCCGUGACACAUUAGCCGCCGUGAGCGUCAUGCGAGGCGUGGUGGGAUACACUGUUCCAAACCACGGCUCCAAGGGCGGCCAUUCCAUCCAUGAGAGCCAUUCCCAUAGCCAUAGCCAUGGCCACGGCCACGGCCACGCCCAUAGUCACUCAGGGCACGAACACAACGGUAACAGACGUGUACUCGGCGUCAUACACAUCAUCGCAUCCAAAAAUGCGGACCUGCCAGAUGUCCAGGCUCGCGUGUCCAAGUAUUUGAGUGAGAGAGGCAUGAAUGUACUGGUGCAGGUCGAAAGAGAAGGAGACGGCAAGUGCUGGUGUGGUGGGGGUAACCGGGCUAUCUCAUGA